Syzygium oleosum is the source of this 1109-nucleotide messenger RNA. Its product is annotated as protein NDR1-like. The record is from RefSeq and is a predicted model, not a curated record. Gene Ontology annotation, biological process: defense response to other organism. Lineage: Eukaryota; Viridiplantae; Streptophyta; Magnoliopsida; Myrtales; Myrtaceae. Bases 65 to 868 code for a protein of 267 amino acids. The transcript has a single exon.
GUUUUCCGACCAACCGCAAGCCACGCGUUUAUGGUCAACUCCAAGUAAACGGGCACAGCUGACUAUGUACGUCUGCUGCACGUUCGAAGCACUUCCACUUUGCUCGUUCCUGGAUUCCCUGUUGCGGACAACGAUCACCAGUUCUUUGAUCGCUGGCAACGCCACAACCCAGAUCAAAGAAAGCAACCUUGCGGCUCUUCUUCUUCUUCUUCUUCUUGGCCUCCUUCGCCGACGGCGAGCUCCUCCGGGGACCAUGGCGGAGUCCGUUUGCCAGUGCUGCUGUGGCUUCAUCUUCACUUGCGGCCUCUCGGCUCUCUUCCUGUGGCUCACGCUGCGCGUGUCCAAGCCCACUUGCUCCAUCCAGCAGUUCUACCUCCCGGCGCUCAACGGGUCUGCGGGCACCCCCACGAACACCACCAUCUUCUUGAAAGUGAAGCUGGACAACGGCAACAAAGAGAAGGGCAUUUACUACGACCCCGUGAACCUCACCGUUUAUUACUACAGUGAUGCGAAUCACACCAAGUGGCUCAAGAACAUCUCUCGAUUUUACCAGGGGCAUGGGAAGAAGGCCACGAAGAAUGCGAGCGUGGAGACUUUUGGGGUGAAUUGGACUGAUGUUCUGGUCAAGAACGAGUCAUUGGUCUUUAGGGUGGAUUUGGCCACUGCAGUGAGGUUCAAGAUCAUGCUUUGGAAGACCAAGAGGCAUAAGUUAAUGGUGGGAGCUAACGUGACUCUCAUUGCUCAGGGUGCUAAGGACCCCAAGAAGGGUAUCAAGCUGAAGUCUGGGGCGUGUAAGAAUUUGGGGGGUUUUGGCUUUUCGCAGGUGGGGAUUUUUGUUGUCGCUUUAGCUUUGAUUUUGCUUGACUAAGGGCUGGGUUGGACUCUUCCUUGUGUGGGGAGGGUUGAGAAUGAGAUUGAUUUUCUGGUAAUUCUUGAUAGUGGGCAGUGCUGGUUAGUGUUUGCAUUAGAAAUGAUUUAAUUAGUGGAAGAGAAAAAAUCAUUGCUUUUGGAUGAUUUCGUUGAAUUAACACUUAAAUGAAUUCUGGUGUUUUGUUCUUAUGGUAUGUAGUGCUUAUAUUUCAUUACAGUGAGUUCUUCGGGCUGGUUCA